Molecule: messenger RNA, 1595 nt
Organism: Equus quagga
Lineage: Eukaryota; Metazoa; Chordata; Mammalia; Perissodactyla; Equidae
Product: serine protease 33-like
Exons: 4
Coding region: 386-1348 (320 amino acids)
Biological process (GO): proteolysis
Molecular function (GO): serine-type endopeptidase activity
Source: RefSeq, a predicted model, not a curated record
AGCAAGCGGAGCUGGACACCCACAUAUAAUGAGCUUCUGGGCAGGAAGGGGAGGAAAUCUUCCCAGGGGGUGGAUUAUAGGGGAAUGAGAAGAGGAGAUCAAAGACGACUCCACAAAGGUGGGCUUUGAAGGCUGAAUAGGAGUUCUCUAGGUGGAGAAGGCAAGGUAUGAUACACUAGGUAGAGAGAAAGCAUGUGCAAUCCUGGAGGCAUAAAGAAGCAUGAGUAUACCAAGAGCUACCUUUAAUAAGAAUAGCUAAAAACGUAUCGAGCUUCAGUCCAUUCUGAGUAUCUGACAUAUAUUAUCAUAUCUAAUUUUCACAAUGCCUUCCUGGGCAUGACAAGGAAACGGGCACUCUGAGAGGUUCAAGAGCUCUCUCCAGGCCAUGCUGGACUCCACUGCCAGUGGCUUGGUUUCAAGCUGGAGGGUGAGCAGUGGGAGCUGGGGCUGCAGGUUAGUAGGGCCCUGGGUGGAAAGAUGGGGGUCAGAUAGGACAGAGAUGAAUGGCAGGAUCCCAGGCCCCAGAGCUGGUGCCUCAAUCUCCGGCGGUGCAGGGCCCAUGCCAGCGGAGGCCUACAGCAGGAAGGGCCCAGCCACAUGGCCUUGGCAGGCAAGCAUCUUCCUGGACACCAGGUACCGCUGCGAGGGAGCCCUCAUCUCCCCAGAGUGGGUGCUCACAGGCGCCAGCUGCUUUGGCAGCUGGCCUUCGUCCCUCUUCAGUGUGACCCUGGGCCCAAAUCGGCUGGCACUGGAUGCUUGCGAGAGCACGUCCAGCGUGGAGGAGCUGCUCCUGUCCCCAGGAGGGCCCGAGGGCUCUGGGCCUGGUGGCCUGGCCCUGGCCCGGCUGGAAAGGCCACCAUCUCUCAGCAGUGCAGUGCAGCCUGUCUCUCUGGCCACUGGCCCCCAGCCUUCCCCCUGGCCGCAGCUCUGCUGGGCCCAGGGGUUUGAUCUUGAUUUUGAUCCCUACAUCCCACCGAAAGAGCUGCACAGUGUCCCGCUGAAACCGCUGGAUGUCAGCUCCUGCAAAGAUGCCUUUCGCCUCCAACCUGACUGUCCCGACCUGAAGGUCAGCCUGCCCAAGGGCUCCCAGUGCACCAGGCUCCCCUACAGCUACUCCAAACUGGUGGUGUCUGAUGGGGCCCCCCUGGUCUGUUCCCAGGGCAGAAACUGGUUGCUGCAGGGUGUGAUGACCUGGAGUCCCUGCUUGGGGACCCGCCUCCCUGAAGUCUACAUGCCUGUGUAUCCCUUCCGUUCCUGGAUCAGAGAGAAGGUCUCUAACGCCACCUUCUACACCUUGGCUAAGAAGUGCCCUCUGAUCUUGCCCAAGACCAGGAAGAGGAGGCAGUGAGCCUCUGGAGUCCUGGGUUUGAAUCCUGGCUCAGUUACUCACCUGCUGCUGUGACUGAGUCCCAGUCACCUCCCCUCUCUGAGUCUGCUUCCCUUUUUGUGUAGUGAAGGUAUAUUCAAUCAUUCACUCACUCAACAAGCCGUUACCACUGCUUACGAUGCGCCAGGCAACCAGGACUCCAGAUCAGCGCGGCCCCUGUGCUCAUGGAGGCUAGAUAUGGCAAUAAUAAAUACGCAAAUACGAACCG